This is a messenger RNA of Gossypium arboreum, 996 nucleotides long. RefSeq names its product adenine phosphoribosyltransferase 1, chloroplastic-like. Gene Ontology annotation, molecular function: adenine phosphoribosyltransferase activity. Gene Ontology annotation, cellular component: cytosol; cytoplasm. Bases 157 to 705 code for a protein of 182 amino acids. The record is from RefSeq and is a predicted model, not a curated record. Lineage: Eukaryota; Viridiplantae; Streptophyta; Magnoliopsida; Malvales; Malvaceae. The transcript has 6 exons. Gene Ontology annotation, biological process: adenine salvage.
UAUUUUAUUUAAUAACUUUAGGCUGUUUUUUUGGUUGGUGAGUGUCAACUGGCAGCCUUUCCCUUUCAUGCAUACCGUCUUUUUUUUCCCUAUCUGAUUGGGUGUCUUCUGUUUUGAGUAAGAGCAGCGAGUGACUCAGCUGCAAAUCGACCAAAUAUGGCGUCUCAAGAUGAACAAGACCCUCGGAUUUCCAACAUUUCUUCUGCGAUUCGUGUCAUCCCUGACUUCCCAAAACCUGGGAUAAUCUUUCAAGACAUAACAACUUUGCUUCUUGAUACCAAAGCAUUUCGUGAUACUAUUGAUUUGUUUGUUGAGAGGUACAGAGGGAAAGAUAUAUCUGUCGUUGCAGGUAUAGAAGCAAGGGGAUUCAUUUUUGGCCCACCUAUAGCAUUGGCUAUUGGGGCAAAGUUUGUUCCUAUGAGGAAACCCAAUAAAUUGCCGGGGGAGGUUUUAUCGGAGGAGUAUUCUUUGGAGUAUGGAAAGGACACAAUGGAGAUGCAUGUUGAUGCUGUCAAAGCAGGAGAACGUGCUUUGAUAAUAGAUGAUCUUGUUGCCACUGGUGGAACCUUGUCUGCUGCAAUCAGCCUACUCGAACGCGUAGGGGUGCACGUUGUGGAGUGUGCUUGUGUUAUUGAAUUACCCGAGCUAAAGGGACGGGAACGGUUAGGAGGGAAACCACUGUUUGUUCUUGUAAGCUCCACUUGAUCAUCUUACAUAUUUUAUGGUGCAAGAGCUUGUUUAUUGGCCUUCAUUGAGUGUUGCAACAUGGCUAGAACUUUCCCCGAAAGCCUCGAAUAACUACUAUGUUAAAUAAAAAGAGCUACAUUAGGUAAAUAAGGUGAGACGUUAGAUUGAACUAAGAAGUAUGAUAACUUAGAUGUUGAUGUUUCCUGUUUCUCUAAAGAGCGAGUAUGGUGGACAAAGCUUUAUGUUUCUGCCUGUAAGGAUGGUUGAUUUGCCUUGUAUCAUAUGAUGAAAGGUAUAUUAUGUUGUUAA